GAAGAAAACCGAAGAAAAGCCAAACGAUGAGUUUCCACAAAGAGGACGGAGUAAGCAGCCUGUGCCAAAAGGCGCUGCACAUCGUCACGGAGCUGUGCUUCGCAGGCCAGGUGGAGUGGGAGAAGUGCUCGGGCAUCUUUCCCCCGGACAGGGGCAGCCAGGGCGGAGGCAGCACAGAUAUUUCAGUCAGCCUGUUAGCAGUUGUUGUCAGCUUCUGUGGCCUGGCCUUGCUAGUUGUCUCACUUUUUGUCUUUUGGAAGUUGUGCUGGCCAUGCUGGAAAAGCAAACCUGUGACUCCCAACGUCAGUACACUUCCACAGAGCGUUUCAAAUGCUCCUACUGAAGUUUUUGAGACAGAAGAGAAAAAAGAGGUUAAAGAAAAUGGAAAGCCAGCACUAAAAGCUAUUGAGCCUGCAAUAAAAAUCAGCCACACGUCCCCUGAUAUUCCAGCAGAAGUUCAAACUGCUUUAAAAGAACAUUUAAUUAAACAUGCACGUGUGCAAAGACAAACUACUGAGCCUACAUCUUCAUCCCGCCACAAUUCCUUCAGGAGACACCUACCAAGGCAAAUGCAGGUGUCCAGUGUUGAUUACAGCAUGGGCACUGAACCUGUUUUACAAAGAGGAGAAACAACCACCAGCAUUGGGAGGAUAAAACCAGAGCUGUACAAACAGAAGUCAGUUGACUCCGAGGGCAACAGAAAAGAAGAUGUCAAAACCUGUGGGAAACUUAACUUUACCCUCCAGUAUGAUUAUGAAAAUGAACUUCUAGUUGUUAAAAUUAUCAAAGCCCUAGAUCUUCCUGCUAAAGACUUCACAGGAACAUCUGACCCUUAUGUGAAGAUGUAUCUUCUUCCAGAUAGGAAAAAGAAAUUCCAGACCCGUGUACACAGAAAAACUUUAAAUCCUCUGUUUGAUGAAACUUUUCAAUUUCCAGUAGCAUAUGAUCAACUAAGCAACCGAAAACUCCACUUCAGUGUAUAUGAUUUUGACAGAUUUUCUAGACAUGACAUGAUUGGAGAAGUGAUUCUUGAUAACUUGUUUGAAGUCUCUGAUCUCUCCAGGGAAGCCACAGUCUGGAAAGAUAUUCAUUGUGCUACCACAGAAAGUAUAGACCUGGGUGAAAUCAUGUUUUCCCUUUGUUAUUUGCCCACCGCUGGUCGUAUGACAUUGACAGUCAUCAAGUGCAGAAAUCUGAAGGCAAUGGAUAUCACUGGCUCAUCAGAUCCGUAUGUCAAAGUAUCAUUGAUGUGUGAGGGUCGAAGACUGAAAAAGAGAAAAACAACUACAAAGAAAAACACUCUAAACCCUGUGUACAAUGAGGCCAUUAUUUUUGACAUCCCUCCAGAGAACGUGGACCAGGUCAGCCUCUCCAUUGCAGUCAUGGAUUAUGAUAGGGUGGGACACAACGAGGUCAUAGGAGUGUGUAGAACAGGACUGGACGCUGAGGGUCUUGGGCGAGACCACUGGAAUGAAAUGCUGGCCUAUCACCGAAAACCAAUAACACAUUGGCAUCCCUUGUUAGAGCUACCUGGCCGGGCAACCAGUUUUGAUAGUCAAGGAUCCUGUUCUUCUCCCAAACCACCUUCCACACCGUAAUGCCUCCAAAAUAAGACCUUUAUGAUAAGGACCUAGGAUCAUAUGCUUAUUGGAUCAG
Sciurus carolinensis (gray squirrel) is the source of this 1656-nucleotide messenger RNA. RefSeq names its product synaptotagmin 10 (gene Syt10). The coding region runs from base 27 to 1598 and encodes 523 amino acids. The transcript has 7 exons. Gene Ontology annotation, cellular component: membrane. Lineage: Eukaryota; Metazoa; Chordata; Mammalia; Rodentia; Sciuridae. The record is from RefSeq and is a predicted model, not a curated record. Gene Ontology annotation, molecular function: phosphatidylserine binding; clathrin binding; calcium ion binding. Gene Ontology annotation, biological process: calcium-ion regulated exocytosis; cellular response to calcium ion; regulation of calcium ion-dependent exocytosis.